This is a messenger RNA of Colletotrichum graminicola M1.001, 1383 nucleotides long. Its product is annotated as WD domain-containing protein. The coding region runs from base 1 to 1383 and encodes 460 amino acids. The record is from RefSeq and is a predicted model, not a curated record. Gene Ontology annotation, cellular component: cytoplasmic microtubule; kinetochore; nuclear envelope. Gene Ontology annotation, molecular function: dynein complex binding; microtubule plus-end binding. Lineage: Eukaryota; Fungi; Ascomycota; Sordariomycetes; Glomerellales; Glomerellaceae. Gene Ontology annotation, biological process: vesicle transport along microtubule; microtubule organizing center organization; establishment of mitotic spindle orientation. The transcript is spliced from 3 exons.
AUGAGCCAAAUCCUGACCCCUCGGCAGGCUGAGGAGCUGCACAAGGCCAUCAUUGCAUACCUCUCGUCGAACAACCUCCCUAAUGCUGCCAAUGCUCUCAGGGAAGAGCUGCAGAUCGGCGACUCCUUCGACGAUGCCACCUCCAAGAAGUAUGAGGGCCUGCUGGAGAAGAAAUGGACCAGUGUGGUGCGCCUGCAAAAGAAGAUAAUGGAACUCGAGUCUCGGACCGCUACGCUACAGUCAGAAAUCGACAACGCGACGCCGACCUCGCUUUCCCGGAGAAACCAAGACCCCGCCAGCUGGCUGCCCCGUUCCCCCGCUCGACACACCCUCCAAUCCCACCGCGACCCGAUUACCUGCGUAGCGUUCCACCCCGUAUUCUCGUCUCUUGCCUCGGGCUCGGAGGACUACACCAUCAAAAUCUGGGACUGGGAACUGGGCGAGCUGGAAAGGACCAUCAAGGGACACACCAAGGCGGUACUGGACGUCGACUUUGGAGGCCCGCGGGGCGCUACCCUACUCGCAUCGUGCUCGAGCGACUUGACGAUCAAGCUGUGGGAUCCCUCAGACGAGUACAAAAACAUCCGAACCCUGCCCGGCCACGACCAUAGCGUUAGCGCGGUCCGGUUCAUUCCCUCGGGGGCGGCCGGCGCUACGGGCAACCUUUUGGUUUCCGCGAGUCGCGACAAGACAUUGCGCAUCUGGGAUGUAUCCACGGGAUACUGUGUUAAGACGCUGCGAGGACACGUAGACUGGGUACGCGACGUCUGCCCGUCGCCGGACGGCCGCUUCCUUCUGUCGGCCGGAAACGACCAGACGGGCCGACUUUGGGACAUCAGCGCCGCCAACCCCGAAGUGAAGCUGAUGCUGGUUGGCCACGAGCACGUUGUCGAAUGCUGCACGCUCGCGCCGCCCGCCUCCUACAGCCAUCUGGCGACGCUGGCCGGCCUGAAGAAGCCACCGCCAGCAACAAACACUGCUGAGUUCAUGGCGACAGGGAGCCGUGACAAGGCCAUCAGGUUAUGGGACGCUCGAGGAAACUGCAUCAAGACUCUCACUGGCCACGACAACUGGGUGCGAGCUCUGGUCUUCCACCCCGGCGGCAAGUAUCUGCUCAGCGUGUCCGACGACAAGACAUUACGAUGCUGGGACCUAGCCCAGGAAGGCAAAUGCGUCAAGGUGCUCGACGACGUACACGGCCACUUCGUCUCGUGCUUGCGCUGGGCACCUGGUAUCGUACGCGAGGCGGCAACAAACGGAGACGGCGUCAACGGCGCCAACGGAACACCGACCAAGGCAGCAGCGAAGCCCCAGGAUGUGCAGAUUCGCUGCGUCAUUGCAACAGGAAGUGUGGACCUAAACGUGCGCAUCUUUGCCAACUAG